Molecule: messenger RNA, 4562 nt
Organism: Microdochium trichocladiopsis
Lineage: Eukaryota; Fungi; Ascomycota; Sordariomycetes; Xylariales; Microdochiaceae
Exons: 5
Coding region: 288-4070 (1260 amino acids)
Biological process (GO): endosomal transport; endocytosis
Cellular component (GO): cytoplasm; plasma membrane
Molecular function (GO): calcium ion binding; protein binding
Source: RefSeq, a predicted model, not a curated record
CAGACGUAGACACCAGCCACCGCGGACCCGAGCAUCACGAAGCCUUGCGCAAGAACGUAACACACCACCGGCCAGUCUCGAUCUCCAACCUCGAUACUGUGGUCCCGGGGAGCUGCUGGGUCAACCUGACUUCCAGCUUCCAUUCUGCCGUUUCCAGACCUCGAGCGACAGCACACCAUCCAACUCUGCGUUUACAACACGUCACAUCGACAGCCUUCCCCCCCCACUGUAGCUUGACAGCCGAGCUCUGCGCCCACCCUGCAGCAUCGUGAGCUCGGCCGCGCAACAUGUCUGUCGAAGGUUCCGCCGAUCCGGCGCCGAAUCUCAACCUUACCCCUGAGGAGAAACGUGUAUACGGUCAGCUCUUCCGACAAGCCGACACCGAUAAUGUGGGCGUCGUGACUGGCGAGAUCGCCGUCAAGUUCUUCGAGAGGACGAAACUCGAGUCGCGAAUCCUGGGAGAGAUCUGGCAGAUCGCGGACCAGGAGAAUCGCGGUUUCCUAACGCCAGUUGGCUUUGGCAUCGUCCUGCGACUCAUCGGACAUGCCCAGGCCGGCCGUGAGCCUACGACGGAACUCGCCUUCCAACCCGGCCAGCUCCCUCGAUUCGAAGGCAUCAACAUUGGCGGUGGGCUUCCUCCGCCGGCACAAGCACCGGCAGCCCCCAUACAAGCACAGGGUACUGGUGGUCCACUCAGAAUACCGCCUCUAACCCCCGAAAAGGUCGCCCAGUAUGCCGGGCUCUUUGAGCGCCAACCCCUCCAGAACGGCAGCAUGCUGGCCGGUGAUCAGGCCAAGAACAUUUUCGAGAAGUCGGGCCUGCCCAACGAAGCUCUUGGGCGCAUAUGGCAGCUUGCUGACACGGAGCAGAGGGGCGCACUUGUGCUGGCCGAAUUCGUGAUCGCCAUGCACCUUCUAACCUCUAUGAAGAGCGGCGCGCUCCGGAGUCUUCCUACGAUCCUGCCGGCAGCUCUCUACGAGGCCGCCACGAGGCGCCCAACUGCCGCCAGACAAAGCCCGGCCCCCACAGGCACCAUCUCGGCCAUCCCUCGCCAGCUCAGCGGCACCGCACAAGUCCGCACGAGCAGCCCUCUUGGUCGUCCUCCAAUGAGCCCGCAAGGCACGGGUAUUGCCCAGCAGACCACAGGAAGUGAUUGGCUCGUCACGCCCGUGGACAAGGCCAGGUUCGACCAAUUCUACGUGGACUUGGAUAAGACGAACAAAGGAUUCAUCACGGGAGAAGAAGCGGUGCCUUUCCUUAGCCAGUCCGGGCUCACCGAAGAUGCCCUUGCGCAGAUCUGGGAUCUGGCGGACAUCAAUUCCGAGGGUCGUCUGACAAAGGAGACGUUCGCGGUGGCGAUGUACCUGAUCCGACAGCACCGCAGCCGUCGUGAUGCACCUCUUCCCACUUCAAUCCCUCCAAACCUGGUGCCUCCGUCGAUGCGCAGCCAGGCACGACCCCUUGGUGGCAUGGGUGCGUCGCCCUUUGAUGCACCUGGAGCGCCCGCACCCGCACCCGCGCCCGCGCAAGCGAAGCCACCACAGCCUACCUCGGCACUUGCCGAUCUGUUCGACCUCGACACUAUGCCAGCCCCUGCUUCGCUCCAGCAGCCCAUGUCUACUGGAGGAUCUGCUGCGCAGGACCCCUUUGCCGGUGGCCCAUCUUCGCCAGUCAGACCGUCUGCCGCAACCACUUCCAACACUUUCAAGCCAUUCGUGCCAUCCUCCUCGUUUGGCAGGACACUCACCACGAACGACACGGGCAGCUCCGCCGCCGGAUCUGCCAGCCGCGCCACGGCAUCGGAUGACCUCCUGGGUGACAAUGACCCCGAGAUUAGCAAGAAGCUCACUGAUGAGACGACUGAGCUUGCCAACCUCUCCAACCAAGUCAGCUCGCUGUCUAAGCAGAUGCAGCAGGUCCAGGGUCAGCGUAGCACCACGCAGAACGAGUUCAGCCAGGCAAGCCAGCAGAAGAAGAACUUUGAGGACCGCCUGGCGCAGCUGCGCGUUUUGUACGAGAAAGAGGCUGCUGAUGUUGCCACUCUGCAAGAACAGCUGAAGACGGUCCGCGAAGAGACUCGCAAGCUGACAGGCGAGAUGGUGACCAUUGACGGGAACUACCAGGAUCUUCAGAAGCAGCACCACGAGUUGAAGACUGCUCUGCAGGCUGACCAGCAGGAAAACGCAAGCCUGAAGCAGCGGAUCAGCGCUGUCAACGCAGAGAUUGCCCAGCUAAAGCCGCAGAUCGAGAAGCUCAAGUCCGAAGCGCGCCAGCAAAAGGGCCUGGUGGCCAUCAACAAGAAGCAGCUUUCGACGACCGAAGGCGAGCGCGAUAAGCACAAGGCAGAGGUUGAGGAUCUAACAAAAAGCAACGAGGAGUUGUCGCGUGCAGCCAGCCCUGCCUCGCCCGUCCCUGCCCACGCCCACAUCGCUAGUCCGGCAUUGUCGACUUCGAGCGCCAACAACCCGUUUUUCAGACGUACUGGUAGCACAGAUAUCAUGGGGGCUUUUGCCUCCCCGGCAGCCAAGUCUUACAACGACAAAUCAUUCGAUGACAUCUUUGGCAGCGUCCCAACUGGAAGCACCUCGGCAACUCCACCUCCCCCGACCUCUUUCAAGCAGCAGAACACGGGCAACUCAUCUGUCAGUGUAGGCUCCGGCUCCUUUAACACCCCGGCAGGCUCUACACCGACUGUUAGCCGCCAGGCGACGCUUACUGGCGAGCCUCCCGCGCCACCCGAGUCCAAGCAACUCAACUCGAGCUUCUUGCCAUUUGGUGGGGCGACUGAGUCUUUGUCCUCGUCACGCCAAGUCUCGCCGCCCGCAAGCCGCGCGGAAGAUGCACCAAGCAUUUUGUCAGCGGCUGCCCAGCCAGAUGCUACUCCCAGUGCAUCAAGCCUGCACUCUGCGUCACCCAAGUUGGACGAGCUAGAGCGUAGCGACAGCAUCCCAGGCGCUUUCCCUGAGACGCCAGCACAAGGGGCCCCAGCUUUUGCUGGCCACCGGGACAGUGACCCCUUUGGCCAGAUGAAUGACACUCGUAACGCCAAGGACGACUUUGAUUCUGCCUUUGCCAGCUUUGGCAGCUCAACGUCCAAGGCAGUCCCCGAUAAGCCCGCCAAGGACUUCCAUUCUGAAUUCCCACCCAUCUCGGAGCUUGAGCAAGACGACGACUCGGACAGCAGCGAUGAUGGCAAUGGAUUCGAGGAUGACUUCUCGCCUGUUGCUCCGGCGGCGACCGCUGCAGCAGGGUCACAGAAGGCUGAUUCGGUGGCCACGUCGUCUCCUGCCCUCAAGAAGUCGGAACUCGUUGCGGAGCCCACAGGAUCAUCUUUGCCGGCUAGUGAUCUAUCCGCCUUCCCCGAGCCUCCAAAAUCACCUGCGUUCCCUCCACCCAAGGACGCCGACCCAUUCGCCGCGACGCCCACGAACGCAAGCCAAGCUAUAGCCCCUGCUGUGGCAAAGGGUGCGUUCGAUGACAUGAGCGAUGAAUUCGAAGGACUGGAAGACGCCAAAGAAGGAUCGACUGAGGAUGACUUUGCCAGCAUCUCUCGAUCCAACCUCGACGAUUUCAAUCCUGUAUUUGACAGCAGCCCGCCGCCCAGCCAACCCAAGAGUGAGCUUGGCAACUCGGCCAACGCCUUCGGGACAGACAGCAGCUACGACUUUGGGAGCGUGUCCCAACCCUCGAACACUGCGCCCAACGGCGCCUCCUCUGGUUCAGUCACUGCUGCGCCAGCCGCGGGCAAGAGUGCGGCAGACAACCACGACUGGGAUGCCAUCUUUGCGGGCCUUGACACGCCGGCGGAGGGCGGGGCCGCCACUGGCGCUACAGCACCAGGUGCCACGACAACGGAGGAUUCCGUGUCGUCCUCCCAGAACCUGUCUUCUGCCACUACCGAAAGACCCAGCCCGAUUGGCAGGGCACUUACGGAGGAGGGCACACAUGACGACCCUAUAGUGAAGGAUCUCACUGCGAUGGGGUAUUCAAGGAAGGACGCCAUCACGGCUCUUGAGAAGUACGACUAUAACCUGGAGAGAGCUGCCAACUACCUCGCCAGCUCAUCAUGAAUUGAGAUAGGCCCAUCAUCUUGAGGGGAAAGAGGCGGGCAACAGCACAUAAUUGAACUGACGUGGUGCGCUAAAGGAGUGGAGACACUUCGUCCUUUGCCACACUGCAUAGAAUGCUCUUCUUGUCUUUUUACACUUCGACAAUCGAAGGCGGGGCUGAGAAAGGGUGGCGGGUGCGGCCUCACGUUCUCCCAAGGCAUGGGGCUGGCAUCCGGAAGAAGUUGUUGCGUAGUAGUAGAUAAUCAUCUGCAUAUGGAAUAUUGGCGAGCACCAGCCUUUUUUUCUUUUCUUGAACAUAUGCCAACUCCUCUGCUCACGGGGUUGCCCGGCUAAUUCAUGCUAUUGUUGAAUGACUGAAUAAUCGGAAUGGCUGGAUUGACUUUGUAUGCUACCUAGAGUUCAACCAUAAAAUAGGCAAAUCUGAAACCCGGCUAUUCAGUGUGAUCUCCUUUCACUGUUGCCGACGGACUGGAUCGGGGUCUCUAGUUUUCC